AUGGUAAUUUUUCUUGCUUUUUUUUAUUACCGGGAAGAUUUAUUUGUUUGUUUGUUUGUUUGUUUGUUUGUUUGUUUCUUUCUUUCUUUCUUUCUUUCUUUCUUUCUUUACUCCUCUGCUUUUCCUAUUUUCUUUCAUUCUUUCUUUCUUUACUCCUCCUCUGUUCCUAUUUUUUCACUUUCUUUCUUUCUUUCUUUCUUUCUUUCUUUCUUUCUUUCUUUCUUUACUCCUCUGCUUUUCCUAUUUUCUUUCAUUCUUUCUUUUUACUUUCUCUGUUACUAUUUUUUCACUUUCAUAUUUUCUUUCUUUCUUUCUUUCUUUACUCCUCCUCUGUUCCUAUUUUUUCACUUUCUUUCUUUCUUUCUUUCUUUCCUUUCUUUCUUUCUUUCUUUCUUUCUUUACUCCUCUGCUUUUCCUAUUUUCUUUCAUUCUUUCUUUCUUUACUCCUCCUCUGUUCCUAUUUUUCAUUUUUUCUUUUCUUUCUUUCUUUUUUCCAGAACUUUCUUUUCUUUACUCCUCUGCUUUUCCUAUUUUCUUUCAUUCUUCUUUUUUCAUCCUCUGUUCCUAAAAAAUUUCUUUCUUUCUUUUUUCUUUUCCUCUUUUCUUUCUUUUCUUUACCUCUCAAUUUUCCUAUUUUUCGAUUUUUUUACUCCUCCUCUGUUACAUUUUUUUCACUUUCUUUUUUCAACUCCUAUUUUCUUUCAUUCAUGUUCCUAUUUUUUCACUUUUCUUUCUUUCUUCUUUCUUUUCUUUUCUUCUUUUCUUUCUUUAGAAUUUUCUUUCAUUCUUUCUUUCUUUAAAUCCUCUGUUCCUAUUUUUCACUUCUUUCUUUCUUUCUUUCUUUCUUCUUCUUUCUUUUCUUUCUUUUUUAAAUUCUUUCUUUUCCUUUUUCUUUCAUUCUUUUCUUUCUUUUGGGUUCCUAUUUUUUCACUUUCUUUUUCUUUUUUCUUCUUUUCUUUUUCUUUCUUUUCUUUCUUUACUUACCUCUGUUUUUCCUAUUUUCUUUUCAUUUUUCUUUCUUUAUCCUCCUCUGUUACUAUUUUUUCACUUUUCUUUCUUUUUUCUUUCUUUUCUUUCUUUCUUUUUUUUUCUUUCUUUCUCUCUUUAUUUUCCUAUUUUCUUUUCAUUCUUUUCUUUCUUUACUCCUCCUCUGUUCCUAUUUUUUCACUUUCUUUUCUUUCUUUCUUUUCUUUCUUUUUCUUUUCUUUUCUUUCUUUCUUUGUUUUCUUUCUUUUUGCUUUCUUUUUUUUCUCUGACAUUUUUCAUUCUUCUUUUUAUUUUUUUUUAACUUUCUUUUUCUUUCUUUUUUUCUUUUUUUCUUUCUUUUUUCUUACUUUACCUUUCUUUUCCUAUUUUUUUUUUUUUUUCUUUACUUCCUCUGUUCUUUUUUUUUCACUUUCUUUCUUUUCUUUCUUUUUUUCUUUUCUUUCUUUCUUUAUUCUCUGCUUUUCCUUUUUUUCAUUCAUUCUUUCUUUACCCUCCUGUUCCUAUUUUUCACUUCUUUCUUUUCUUUUCUUUUCUUUCUUUCUUUCUUUUCUUUUCUUUCUUUUAUCUCUGUUUUUCCUAUUUUCUUUCAUUCUUUUCUUUCUUUUACUCCUCCUCUGUUACUAUUUUUCACUUUUCUUUCUUUCUUUUCUUUCUUUUCUUUUUUUCUUUUUUUUUCUUUCUUUUUAUCUCUGCUUUUCUUAUUUUCUUUCAUUCUUUCUUUCUUUUACUCCUCCUCUGUUCCUAUUUUUUUUUUCUUUCUUUCUUUUCUUUCUUUCUUUUUCUUUCUUUUCUUUUCUUUCUUUUUCUUCUUUUUCUUACUCUGCUUUUCCUAUUUUCUUUCAUUCUUUUCUUUUUUUCAUUACUCCUCCUCUGUUCCUAUUUGUUCACUUUCUUCUUUUCUUUCUUUCUUUUUCUUUUCUUUUUCCUUGCUUUUCCUAUUUUCAUUUUUCUUUCUUUUCCUCUGUUCCUAUUUUUUUUUCACUUUCUUUCUUUCUUUCUUUCUUUCUUUCCUUCUUUACUCCUCUGCUUUUCCUAUUUUCUUUCAUUCUUUCUUUCUUUACUCCUCCUCUGUUCCUAUUUUUUCACUUUCUUUCUUUCUUUCUUUCUUUCUUUCUUUUUCUUUUCUUUCUUUGCUUUUCCUUUUUCUUUCAUUCUUUUUUCUUUUUACCUCCUCUGUUCCUAUUUUUUCACUUUCUUUCUUUCUUUCUUUCUUUCUUUCUUUCUUUCUUUCUUUCUUUACUCCUCUGCUUUUCCUAUUUUCUUUCAUUCUUUCUUUCUUUACUCCUCCUCUGUUACUAUUUUUUCACUUUCUUUCUUUCUUUCUUUCUUUCUUUCUUUUAUAUGUAUUUUUUUUAUAAUUUUGAUUAUCGGUCACUUCUGUUCUUUCUUUCUUUCUUUCUUUCUUUCUUUCUUUCUUUCUCGUUUUGUUAUAUUUUCUUUCUUUCUUGUUAUGUCAUAUUUUCUUUCUUUCUUUCUUUCUUUCUUUCUCCUCCGAUUGUCAUAUGUCAUAUGUUCUUUCUUUCUUACUCAUUUUGUCAUAUGAUUUUUCUUUCUUUCUUUCUUUCUUUCUUUCUUUCUUUCUUUCUUUCUUUCUUUCUUUCUUCUCCAAUUGUUAUGUUCUUUCUUUCUUACUCAUUUUGUCAUGAUUUUUCUUUCUUUCUUUUUUCUUUCUUUCUUUCUUUCUUUUUUCUUUCUUACUCAUUUUGUCAUAUUUUUCGUUCUUUCUUUCUUUCUUUCUUUCUUUCUUUCUUAUUUAAAUGUUUUAUGUCAUUCUUUCUUUCUUGUGGAAUUCUUUUUUUUCUUUCUUUCUUCCUUUCUUUCUUUCUUUAUUAUUUUCUUUGUUCAUAUCUUUCUCUCUUUGAUUCUUUCUUUCUUUCUUUCUUUCUUUCUUCGUUUGUUUCUUUCUUUUUCUUUCUCUCCAUUUGCUAA
Acanthosepion pharaonis is the source of this 2916-nucleotide messenger RNA. NCBI's taxonomy places the organism in Eukaryota, Metazoa, Mollusca, Cephalopoda, Sepiida, Sepiidae. The record is from the annotation of a GenBank genome assembly.